AUGUUGGGAGAUCAGCAUGUUGAGCACUCUACUCAAGAAAGAGGUGAUGAAGAUCACGAUGAUGUCAUUGAUGCAAAGCCAGACAGAAGUAGCAGAUUAUCACUUUUUGGAAAAAAAAAGAAGAAUGGAGAAGAAGAACAGCCGAAGUCCUCUCUCAGUAAUCAGUACCGAAUUGUUACACCCACAUUCCAGUAUAAUAUGGACUAUAAGAAAGUUGGCAAAUGUAUUAUUAUAAACAACAAAAAUUUUGAAGACAAAACUGGAAUGGGUACACGCAAUGGCACUGAUAAAGAUGCUGGAGAUCUGGCUAAGAGUUUUAGAAACUUAGGUUUUGAGGUUUACACAUACAAUGACCGAAGCCGUGAUGAUAUGGAAAAAUUACUGAAGAAAGCUGCUGAGGAGAAUCACAGUGAUGCUGCUUGUUUUGCCUGUAUCCUUCUGAGCCAUGGGGAAGAAGGCCUCAUCUAUGGCACUGACGGACCCAUGGCUAUCAAGAGUCUGACUGCGCUAUUCCGAGGAGACAAGUGUAAAAGCCUUAUAGGCAAACCCAAGUUAUUUUUCAUUCAG
This is a messenger RNA of Tauraco erythrolophus (red-crested turaco), 567 nucleotides long. NCBI's taxonomy places the organism in Eukaryota, Metazoa, Chordata, Aves, Musophagiformes, Musophagidae. The record is from RefSeq and is a predicted model, not a curated record.